Messenger RNA from Melozone crissalis (California towhee), 6185 nucleotides. RefSeq names its product DENN domain containing 1B (gene DENND1B). Gene Ontology annotation, molecular function: phosphatidylinositol phosphate binding; guanyl-nucleotide exchange factor activity. Gene Ontology annotation, biological process: endocytic recycling; endocytosis. The record is from RefSeq and is a predicted model, not a curated record. The transcript has 23 exons. Lineage: Eukaryota; Metazoa; Chordata; Aves; Passeriformes; Passerellidae. The coding region runs from base 66 to 2429 and encodes 787 amino acids. Gene Ontology annotation, cellular component: nuclear speck; cytosol; intracellular membrane-bounded organelle.
CCCUGCCGGGCGGGGCGCUUGUCCCUGGGGGCGCCGGGGCCGCCGCCGGGGCCCGCGAUGUGACCAUGGACAGCAGGUUCAAGGAAAAUCCAGAACGUACCUUUGAUUUGGUACUGAAAGUAAAAUGCCAAGCUUCAGAAAACGAAGAUCCAGUGGUACUGUGGAAGUUCCCGGAGGACUUUGGAGACCAGGAAGUGCUGAACAGCGUUCCAAAGUUCUGCUUUCCUUUUGACAUUGAAAGGGUGUCCCAAAACCAAGUAGGACAGCAUUUCACCUUUGUGCUCACUGACAUUGAAAGUAAGCAAAGGUUUGGAUUCUGCCGUUUGACGUCAGGAGGCAAGGUCUGCCUCUGUAUCCUAAGUUACCUACCAUGGUUUGAGGUAUACUACAAGCUCCUAAAUACCCUGGCAGAUUAUUUGGCAAAAGAACAGGAAAAUGACUCAAAUGAUUUGUUGAAAUCAUUGUAUAGCCAUCCUGUGCCAAAGGCGAAUGCUUUAGUCAGUUUAAGUGUGAACCAAGAGAUGAUUUUUGCAAGUGAGCAAGUUUUGAAAAAACAGCCUUGUCUUGUAUCGCACUCGUAUUUCAUUACUCCUGAUGUAACUGGAUUGCCAACUAUCCCUGAAAGUAGAAACCUCACUGAAUAUUUUGUUGCUGUGGAUGUGAACAACAUGCUGCAACUUUAUGCCAGUAUGUUGCAUGAGAGACGAAUCAUUAUUACCUCCAGCAAACUAAGCACUUUAACUGCUUGUGUUCAUGCGUCAGCUGCAUUGUUAUAUCCAAUGUAUUGGCAACAUAUUUACAUCCCAGUGCUUCCUCCACAUCUUCUGGACUACUGUUGUGCACCGAUGCCUUAUCUAAUUGGCGUCCACUUAAGCUUGAUAGAGAGAGUAAAAAAUAGAUCACUGGAGGAUGUGGUUUUGCUAAAUGUUGACACAAACACUCUAGAAACUCCUUUUAAUGACCUGAACAACCUACCUGGUGAAGUGGUCUCGGCCUUGAAAAAUAAACUGAAAAAGCAGUCGACAGCCACGGGCGACGGAGUGGCCAAGGCCUUCCUUCGGGCACAGGCAGCGCUCUUCGGAUCCUACAGAGAUGCACUGAGAUACAAACCAGGAGAGCCUAUAACUUUUUGUGAGAAUAGUUUUGUGAAGCAUCGUUCCAGUACAACUAAGCAGUUCCUGGAAACAGCUGUUAAUCUUCAACUGUUUAAACAGUUUAUUGAUGGUCGGCUAUCAAAAUUAAAUGCAGGAAGAGGAUUCUCUGAUGUUUUUGAAGAAGAAAUCACAGCAGGAGGCUUUUGUGGAGGAAAUUCAAGAUCUUAUCAGCAGUGGAUGCAUACAGUGAAGAAAGGCGGUGCACUGAUCAACACAGCAAUGACCAAAGCCACUCCGGCUGUGAAAACAGCAUAUAAAUUUGCAAAAAACCAGGCAAGGCAAGGAAUAAAAGAAGUGAAGAGUAAGUUAAAACACAAGGAGAGUGAGGAAGAGUGUGGAACGUGUAGUGCUGGUGCAGUACAGACUGUUCCUGUCUACACAUCGCAUCCUGAGAAAAGAACAAGCUCAGAAAAACGAAGACUGGCACAGACUCGUUUCAACCAGCGCCUCAGUAACCAGGAUGAUGCCUUGGAUGAAGAUGAAGAUGAUGAAAUUGAGAGAACAAGCAAGUUAUCAUCAGAAGACAGUGAAGAAGCUUCUGCUUACUUUUAUGAUAGUGAUGGUUCUGGUGAAACUGGAAUAACUCAGCAUCAAGGAGAAAUGGACUUGCUUGGAGAGAUUCUGGACACGCUGAGCACACACAGUUCAGAUCAAGGAAAACUCUCAGGAGCAAAGAGCCUGGAUUUCUUCAGAUCAAUGGAUGACAUUGAUUACAAGGCUGAGAACAAGUCAAAUGCACCUAGUGAGAGCAACCUUACCCUGCUCUGCAGCAGUGCUAAUGACCAGGCAGAGUGGAACCUUGGCCAGGAUGACAGUGUCCUCCAUGGGAAGCAGCUUCCCCCAUCACCAAGGAAGCAAGUUUCUUCUGGUGGCCAGAGAGAAUCUCUCUCAAGGAUGGAAGAAGAAAGGAGUGGCCAAACCUUUACUACUGACAAGAUGGACACCACUAGUUUGACAUCCCUGUCUCCAGUACGACCAAGUGCCCAGUUUAAUUCCCUAGAAAGUUUCAAAGCAGGCUUUUCUUCCUGUCAGGAUGCAAAGCCUAAUGAAACACUAAGCAAUACCUCAGAAGAUCAGCUCCCAGCAGGUCUUGCUCAACAGCCAUCCAUUCUGGUCCCUUGGGAGAAAGGUGGGAAGGAAGGAGAUGAAACUCCAGAAGAAGGUGGACUUCUUCAAGAAGUGGUGUCAUUAUGUAAACUGAAUUCUGCUUUUCACUAUGGUUUAAAUAUUUCAAAGGAUAGCUUAUCCAGCAGUAGGAGUGGAAAUAAAACGUAAGAAAAGUAGGAAAAGAAAAACUUGACUCCCAUCAGAUGUUAAAGGGAGACUACUCAGGACUCCAUGUAACUCCAUAUAAGAUGAUAACCAAAAAAUUUAAAGGAAUAAGAGAUCUUCAGUUGUAAAAAUAAUUCUCUUCAGUUGAGUGUGCAUUUUCUGCCAUUGGACAUCUGCUUUUAUGUUUACUCAGUUCAUUUGUUGGCUGUAGUUAGGUCCACAAAAUGUAACUAAAUGUAUGAAUGCACUCUCAAAUCAGGUACUAGUUAGUCUCUAUGUUUAAAAUACAGCAAGUGUAUGGUGCUUCCUAGCAUUUGCUUCCUCUAAGCAGCAAGGGUGUCACCUAAAGGUAGCCAGGUUUUGAAGGUACUAUGUUAAUCCCAUUAGCAUGAAAUGAACCAAGCAAUCUGAUUGGUCUGAAAUGUACAAAUGUUAAUAUUUGUAAUGAAUAUUAAUUGCCUUAAUCUUUUGAGAAGGGGUUUAACUGUCUUAGAAGAUGAAUGCAAAUCUACAAAACAGCAAUAAUGAUUUUCCAUGGCAGGAAUUUGCUUCAGCAAAGGUCGGGGGAGGAAAGGAGACUUUUUAUAGAUUAAGGAAUUUCUUGUGACUAUAACUUGGAACUUACUCCAGACUAAAACUGUGGUUCUGUCUUCCAGACUUCAAAAAGGUAGCACGUGGUUUUCUCUCUUCUAUAAAGUACAUGAAGUGCUGAAUUAUAAUGUGACAUUUAUUAUUCUGUUUACAACUAAGACACUUUAAAGACACAUUAUCAGUUUCCCUAGGUAGACUAAUUCACCUAAAAAUUCUCAGAAAGGAAAGUGUAAGUGGAAUUGAUAGAUAUAUAUUAUUUUUUUAUUUUCUGCAAUUUAAUAGUUGGAAAUCUAAUUUGUGCCUGAUUUGUAACACUAGAAAGCUAAAUUUAUAGAUUCAAUUUGAGACUGCAUAUAUCCAACUCUCAUUUUAGCCAAGUUGGACAACCAAAAACUUCUUUCUAAAUUUAGUGAAGAAGACUAAAUGGUCCUGGUGUAUAACGUAUUUAGAACAAGAAUUUGUCCUCCUUCUGGCAGUGUUCCUGACAAAUAUUUGGAUAUUUAUAGUCUGAACAUUUUUGAUACUGUAUGGAGCAGCUCUUUAAUUUUUAAAAUUUUUUUUGUCUUUUAUUUUCCAUCUCACCAUACAUACCUUGUCUCCCCAACAGCUUAGGACAGAAGAGACAGUUAAUCAGUUUCAGCAGAUUGGAAUUGUCAACUUUUAGGGAUAUUUGUGGUAAAGUUGGUAGAAAUAGCACAUGGGUAUAAAAGGAACUCUGCCUGAGAAGAAUGUUCUGCUCUUCUAAGUCAUGAAACCUUUUUCCUUUCCCUUUUUGUCAUGAAUGAUUUCUGGUAAUCUCAGCCUAGGCCUGAGUGAGCACAUUUCUGGGGUUGGUAUUUGGAUCAGAUUGUGCUUUAGUACCUUAAUAGUAGCUUGUAGCAGAGUUUCAUAUCAGUUGCCUCACUGAGAUUUAUUAAUUAUUUCCUUCUAGCUGACACAAAUGGAAAGGGUUUUUUGACUACUUUCUUACAAGGUUGCUGACCUAAGGGAAUUGCUCCAUGUCAUGGCAGAGGCACCGUUUGGAACCUCACCAGAGAGGCUCAGUAGAGUGAGACCUGGGCUUAGUGCAAAAUUUCAUCUUGCUCCAAAAUGACAAGGGCUGGGCCAGUACUUUGCCAUGGAGGAUGAGCCUCCAGAAUUAACUUUUUUUAAUCAGUGCAACAAAGGUAAAACAUAGUAAAAGUUCAAAUCUUGCAGAAAUAUCUGUGUCUGAUCAAGCAUGAACAUUCUGCAGGGCAUCUGCAUUGCUGGAGAAAUCUUAGUGUUCCAGAGUUAGAAGUUGCACAUCCAGAACUCUGUACUCCAAACUAUUUGUUUAUCCUUUGGUUUCCACUUGUGUAUCAACAUGAUAUGUUGUGGAGUUUUGCAAUACCAAAAAAUGUUACUUGGCAAAAUAUUUUGCACUAUUAGAAAUCAAAAGUAUCAUAAAAAUAAUUAAAAUCUUCACUCUCAGUGUUCCAAGUGGGUCAAGCCAAGUGGCUCAUGUGCUGCUCAGAUGAAAAAGUUCCAGAGCAACCUGAUGGUUCAUUGUUUAAAGCUGGCAUUAGUCACUUGAGGGCAUUCUUCUCCCUUGUGGGUAGUAAACAUUGCCUAAGCAUAGUGCUGCAGUAGGUAAUACACAGAUUUUUGUUCUUGUAGUACUUCUCACUCUUCCGUAUUAAUCUCCUUGCAUUUUGUGGUGAGAAUUUCAAAGUUCAAAUUUUCCUUUCCUCUGUACCUCACCUGAUGUUUCUAUCCAUGGUUCAAUCUAAGUUACUUUGUUUCCUUCAUUUAUUAAAGUUAGUAAACAGUAUUAAUGUUUUAAGGAAAAUAGAAAAAACCCAGAAAUUAUGGCCAUUAUUACUUUCAAAACCAUCAAACACCUAAGUCCAGGAAUGCUGCCAGAAAAUGGUUUUCAAAAAUUACUGUCUAAUACAGGCAUAAAUCUUACUGGCUUUACAAGAGAGUUAGAUACUGAACAAACGAUCACAUAGGUUGUUCCAUUUUCACCUUUGUGGAAUAAAUAUGGAAGCCAUGUGAGACUGCCAAUAUUCUUAAGUUUUUAUAAGGAUCAUAAAAUUGAAAGUUUGAUAGUGGAAUCUUUCAAAAUUGAGGCAUUGUAGUAAUAAUUCACUGCUUCAUGGAGUGAAAAUGCAGGCAGAAAAGAAGUAAGCAGAUUAAAUAGAAGAUGGUAACAUUCAAUUUAGAAUUAUUUUAAUUUCAGUCAAAAUGUUUCUGUGCUUAUGCUGCAUUGUUUCCUUACUAUUUACAAAGCUCAUAGUUUGUUUACAAUCAUUAAAUAAUAUGUCUUUUUUUGGUUUUGAACCUUGUAUGGGUUCAGAAAUAGCUUUGUCUUAUAUAUAUGUUGAUUUUAACUGUAGGUACAUUUUUUACUCUGUAAUAUACAGGAUCUUUUCCACUUACUAUCAGUGAUCUUUUAAAAAGGCUAAUAUUUGUGCCUUAUUUGAAUAGAAUUGCCAGUUACCAAAUAGGUAAGAGUCCAAACUGGUUCAACACUCUUGUUCUCUGUCCUUGUGAUGAUAUAAAAUUGUUUAUUGGCUACAUAUGCAGUAUUUUUAGUACCACAGUGGGUUCUAUAUUAAGAUAAAUUUUCCAGGUCCAGUACUUUGCAAGUUUUAUACUUGUAUGCUUUUUAGUUGUGGAAAUCCUUCUAGUGUCUUUGAAAAUCAUCAACAUUGAUCACCAGCUUCUGGUGAGAACUGAAUUCUGCUCAGUCAGAGCUCCUGUGGUCUUCUUCAGAGGCAUGUCUUUUCUUCAGGAUCUCAAAAAUCCUCCUGUUUCUCCUGUUUAUGGGAGAUACCAGGUUAUUUGAUGAAGCUUUGUGGUCUGUUACUUACACAUAGGAACAAAUUUCUGAUGUUGAAAGUCAAACCAGGACUCGAGAUUAAUAUUUUUGAGUUCAUUUUGCAUAGAUGUUUGCCUAAAAUGAGCCGUAUCACUCAUCUGGUUUGGGAGGAAAGAGUAAGGGCAGUGGAAAGACAAAGGGAUUCCUGGGCUGUGCCAGUGCAGUGUGGUGAAGCACAGCCUGGAAGUCCACAGGAGAGAUAGUAACUUGGAAGAAUUCCAGAUUCCAGUUCUAACUCGGUUACAGUGGUUCCAGCUCAAUCUUGUAGGUAAAAGUAAUGCUGCCUGUGGAGCUAACUCCCUGUGGGAUUUGCAGAAUGGAUA